This is a messenger RNA of Canariomyces notabilis, 1493 nucleotides long. RefSeq lists its product as uncharacterized. Bases 246 to 1289 code for a protein of 347 amino acids. Lineage: Eukaryota; Fungi; Ascomycota; Sordariomycetes; Sordariales; Chaetomiaceae. The record is from RefSeq and is a predicted model, not a curated record. The transcript has a single exon.
CCCACCAACUCAGUUCAGGGCGUUUUGAUUGCGCCUUGAAAGGUACUUAAACCCAGUCUCCCUCCUGCUGGGCUUUUCCCCCUCGAAUGUAUUUCCUCACACUCUACUCUCCAUCCAUUUCGACUCACUGUGCCAACCAAGUCAACUAAGUCGACCAAUCCAAGAGCACCUUUGAUUCUUAUUUUCUUGGAAAGUCGGUUCUUCCCCUAAGUUCUUCUCCUCACCAACUGUCAGUGCAGUCAAAGAUGGACAACAAGGAGACGCUCAAUGUAGACUCCCACAAUAACUCGAAUCUUGCGACCGACCAGUCUUCCGACCCAGCGGAUCCCUUUGCUUCUCGCAGUCACAGGACCUGGACACCCAAGUAUGGGCGCGUCCAGAAGUGCGACUUCUGCAACGCUCGGUCGCCAGGAACGCUCCACGUGUGCACGACGUGUGCCAUCCACAUCUGUGAAAAGUGUUCCAGAUCCGACCGCUGGCAUUCUGACUCCAAGCACUUUAUCGAUCCAGACGCCUACAACUGGAUUGAGGUGAAGUCCUCUAAAGCCUCCAGCAGCCGUAAAACCAGGGCUUCAGGAGGCAGUAGCGCGGUCGGCGAUGGAAUCGCUCGUUCAGGAGAGCAGCAUCGCAAUGCUGAAGUCAAAAAUCACGACGAGACUGAUCCCGACGAUACUGAAUACAUCGAUGACGAUAACAACUCAGAGAACUCGAGCACGGCUUCUAAGCGUCCUCGCUCGUUUGUAAACUUCAGCAGACCUUUCCGGGGCGGUAACACUCGCCAGCAAUCCACCUAUCCAUAUCCACCUCGGACCACAGCGGCCGCCGCACGACCGAGUGUUCGCCAAGCGGCUGCUCGGGCACUGACCCGCAUGAGCCGUCAGAACGGCUCCGACGACGGCGAUGGUGAGGGUGAUGAGGGUGAUGACGAUAACAGUGGCGAUAACAAUACCAAUAACAAUGGCAAUAACACUGGCGAUAACAGUGGAGAAGACGACAGUAACAAUAUUGAGCAACAGGGUGCUGAUGGCAAUCACGGCUCUGUUCCGACUCGUCACCCGGUUCCUCCUUCGGGCUUUCCCCUUGCGGACCAGCCAGUAGCACCUACCCCCUAUGACAACCUUGUCUACGACAUCUACGAGCAGAUCUACGGCAUCCGACCCGUGUGGUAUGUACUACAGGCAGAAACUCCCGUCUUCGUGUCUUGUUGGCUCCGUCUAGCGUCACGAGCAAAACGACAUGAAGACAAGGCCUUGACCCCAAACCUUCCCCUUACAAACCGCCAAGAAUAACGCAUGUACUAUGUAUGGCGUGACUGACGUUGAUUGCCGAACAGGAUGCCGCGCGUCCGUACAUCGAUUCCAAGCCGUUGGGACGGCGAAUGGCCCUCCUCAACUCCAUCGCCGGGGCAGCACCGCCGUGAAGAGGACGGCACCAUCUACCAACAGUACGAGCUGUACCACCAGCACGCCUUCUCUGCCGCGACUCAGUUCUAC